Messenger RNA from Fukomys damarensis (Damara mole-rat), 3932 nucleotides. RefSeq names its product FGFR1 oncogene partner 2 (gene Fgfr1op2). The record is from RefSeq and is a predicted model, not a curated record. Gene Ontology annotation, biological process: response to wounding. The transcript has 7 exons. Lineage: Eukaryota; Metazoa; Chordata; Mammalia; Rodentia; Bathyergidae. The coding region runs from base 698 to 1459 and encodes 253 amino acids.
CCGGUUUCCCUGGGAAAAACACGCGAGACUUCGCGAGAGGCCGAACGAAAGCCGGGCAGUGCAUACGGCGGGAGGGGCAGAGGGGGGCCCCGCCCCUAGCGGGAGGAAGUCUCGCGAGGCUGGGCCGCUCUGGGAGGCGAGCGGGAGGCGGUCAGCUGAGGCUAACCCCUGGCUGGGCGUGUGGCUGAGCCCAGCCGAGUCCGAGGCGGUCACCCUCGUGGCCGGGCACCGCGUCUGCUCGCUGAAGAGGCUGAACGAGGGUGCGGAGGCCCUUCCUUUGCGUGCACAGGCCCCGCUCGGCGAACGCUUUCGGUCCGCGUCGCCCCAGCUGACGGCUGUGAGGCACUGCGUGGAGCGAGUAAGUGGGAGAAAUCCGGGGACGGAGCGGCAGUGGGGGCUCGGCCGCCUCCUACCCCAGUGCAGCCCCGGUGCCGGCCGCUCCCGGGAGCCGCACCUCCUCCCGCGGUCAGCGCGAGCUCCCUCUCCGGAACCGAGCUGCAGAGUCUCAGGAGCAGCCUGACCCUGAGGACACUCCUUCCGUGUUUGUUCUCUACCUGCCUUACCAACCCGAACCUCACCACGAAGGGUGGGCGAGGACGGACGCUGCUCAGUCUUCAGUUUACCCCUUUGCAGCAUUUGACACGGAGAGCCAUUCCGUCUUUCUUCAAACUGCCCUCCGCAAGGUAUUCCUUUAGAAAUGAGUUGCACAAUUGAGAAGGCACUUGCUGAUGCUAAAGCCCUUGUUGAAAGACUGCGAGAUCAUGACGAUGCAGCAGAAUCUCUAAUUGAGCAAACCACAGCUCUUAACAAGCGAGUGGAAGCAAUGAAGCAGUAUCAGGAAGAAAUUCAAGAACUUAAUGAAGUUGCAAGACAUCGACCACGGUCUACAUUAGUAAUGGGAAUCCAGCAAGAGAAUAGACAAAUCAGAGAACUGCAGCAAGAAAACAAAGAAUUGCGUACAUCCCUGGAAGAACAUCAGUCUGCCUUGGAACUUAUAAUGAGCAAGUAUCGAGAACAAAUGUUUAGAUUGCUAAUGGCUAGCAAAAAAGAUGAUCCGGGUAUAAUAAUGAAGCUAAAAGAACAUCACUCCAAGAUUGACAUGGUACAUCGUAACAACUCCGAAGGAUUCUUCCUUGCUGCAUCUCGACACAUCUUUGAAGCACCUCAGCAUGGACUCGAGAGGAGGCACUUGGAAGCAAAUCAGAAUGAGUUACAGGCACAUGUUGACCAGAUAACUGAAAUGGCGGCAGUCAUGAGAAAGGCCAUUGAAAUCGAUGAGCAGCAGGGUUGCAAGGAACAAGAAAGAAUAUUUCAGCUUGAACAAGAAAACAAAGGCUUGAGAGAGAUUCUUCAAAUAACUCGAGAAUCAUUUUUGAACCUUCAGAAGGAUGAUGUAUCAGAAAGUACAUCUUUGUCAGCAUUAGUGACCAAUAGUGAUCUGAGUCUGAGAAAGAGCUGAAGGAGUUCAGUCUGGAGGCUCUGUUCAUGACGCCACACAGUCGCCAGGACUGGCUGAUCAGUGAAUGAAUGAAUGAAUGAAUGAACAGAAAAUUCAAUUUCAGUCAACAAUUUUCCCCCUUUUUAGUAUACAGUGUACUGACUAAGAGAUAGCAGUGAAAAAAUGUGUAUUUAAUGGUUGUAAACUUUAUUCCAAAACAUGGAAAUGUAGAAAUGAGCCGCUGUUAAUUGGUGAACAAAUGAAAGAUUUUUCACAGUGACUCAUAUCAAGUGUUCAGUAAUGCUAUUACCUCUCUGGAUGAUAUAAAUAUAAACUCAACUAGUCCCAAUAAAUGUUUGGGAAUUCAUAGAAUUAUUCCAGUUUUAAAAUACAAGUUUUUGCCAUGGUUUUAUGAAUAAGAGAUCUGCAUACUGAAUUUUAUUCUUCCUGUUUGGUGUCAGAAUUAACAAAUUGUUUGCGCCGUGCGACUUACUACUUAAGUAAUUGCCUGUCUACUUUCCUGUUAAUUUAAUUUUUUAUCAAAGAAAAUCAGGUUUGAAGGCACUAGGAAUGUUUCAUAUGUUCCACAAACAGGUAAUUUAAUUCUAGCUAAUUUACCGUAACUAAUUCUUAGCUAUCAGUUGUCUGUAAUGUGCUUAGAUGUAUGAAAUAUCAUUUCAGGAAUGAAAGAGAAGGAAUAAUUACUUUCUAAGAAAGAAGAUCUUAUAAUAGACAUAUUUAGUAGGUUAAACUACUCUUUUGAAAGAACAAGUUUUGAUUCUCAGUCAUUAUGAAAAUGAGAUUUUUCUCUUCUCUGGUUGAUACCUAUUAAAGGGUAUGAUAUGGUUCAUUUAGGUAACAGUUGAAAUGUUUGAUAUAGCAAGAUAGGUAUGGUGACUUUCAAGGUAAAUUCAGAGUUCCUCUGGUUCAUGGAACCCCUCUUUUUUUUAGUAAUUAUUCUUGAGAUACAAAAAAGUAGAGUCAAAUUUUAGAAAAAAAUCUGGAUGUAUUUUUAAGCUCCAUCUGUUCCUCAUACUCUAUAAGAUUUUUCUUCUGCCCUUUCAUUUGGAAAGGAAAGUGGAAAUCAUGGAUUUAUAAGUAUUUCUCUUUUGUUUUUUAAAAAAAUAUCAAAUAUACAGUGUUUGAAUUUUUAAAAGCUACCAGAUACAGAAAUGUGCUUUAACACCAAUUAAGACCUAAAGUUUUCUUAUUUUGUAGUGAGUAUAGAAGAGUAUCGAAGAUGAAUGAUUAUAUUAUACUCAUUUAUAUUAAAUACAUAUUAAAAUUAGCACAAAUGGAAAAUUCUACUUUUGAGUAUAUAAUUUGUUAAGGAAAUAUUACUUUUCGUGAUAAUUUUUGUGUAUUAUUUCAUAUAUUGGUAAAAUUCAAAACUACUUUUCACUUCAGAGAUUUUCUAUCUUAAGUUCAGGGUGGAUGGGCUGAUUAGAAAAGGGCUAAUAGUCCAAACAUUAAGUAGAUUUCUUUUCUCAUUCAGAGGCCUUAAUUAAUGUUUUAUAAAUAAAUGGCAUUUCUUUAUUUUUAAACUUUUCUAUAUGUUUUUAGGAAAGUAUCCCCUCACUCAAUGGCAUAUUCAUUCAAAUAGUUUUUAUCCCAAGGAAAAGGAAAAUAAGCUAUGCAGUUGAGAUUAUGUCUGAGGCAAUUCAUUGUGGCAGCUUUAUUAUAAAACAUUGAUAAAUGAUUAUUUUUGUAAACAAAUAAGUUAAUUUAUUCUUGGUCUUACUUGGAUAAAUUUUAAGGUCUUGGGUGUUGAAAGACAUUCACUUUGUUUUUAGGACAGUUUUCCACCCCAUUUUUUUUUUAAUAGGACUUUAAAUUAAUGUCUGAGGGUAUGUAUUGGCAUAGGAGCCUAUUUUAUCAAUAAAGAUGAGUGGUUAAAACUGGCAUGCCUCCAAUUUAAUUUGAAAACAGUGUUUAUAUUUCUUGUAUAUGGUUUAUUUUUAAAGCCUUUUGUCUCCUCUUACCACAAAACAAGUACUUAGCAACAAGUUUUGUUUUUGUUUCUUAGGAGUAGGACAGCAACUACUUACCGCUGAUCUUACAGAUCUUAUCUGUAGUCAGAUGAGUACUGUCCCCACAAAAGCUAAGUCCAAAUCCUAAACAGCUCUACCUGGAAAUAUAACUACAUCUGGAAAUAGAAAACUUUUAUACAUGUAAUUAUCUCAGGAUAAGGUCACUUUGGAUUUAGUUUGACCCUAAAUGCAAUGACUGGUAUCCUUGUUAAAAGAAGAUUUGAAACCCAGAGAAAAAGCCACAUGAGGACAAAAGCAGAGAUUUAUGCAAACCAAGGAGCACCAAUGACUCUUAGCCACCAUCUGAAACUAGGAGAGAGGCAUGGAGUGGAUUUCCCCUCAGAGCCUGCAGAAGAGACUGCCCCACUUGAUUAUAGGGUCUGGCCUUCAGAACUGUCAGAAAAUAAAUGUCUGUUAUUUUAAGCUACUCAGCCUGUAUUUGUUACAGCAACCUUAAGAAACGA